UAACCCUGACCACUGGGUUCUCCAGUGAAUUAUAAGCUUGGGUCCGCCUCUCCUGAUUGUGGGCGGAGAAAUAAAAGGCUGAGCUAUAAAAGGCUGAGAGUUGAGUUUGGCUACAGUGCGUCCAUGAAGAGUCCAGCAGCAUGUCUGGUAAGCAGGACUAUGACUGUGUGGUGAUCGGGGCUGGAGUCCAGGGCUCCUUCACAGCCUACCAGCUGGCUAAACACAACAAGAAGACUCUGCUGCUGGAGCAGUUCGUUCUGCCUCACACCAGAGGGAGCUCCCAUGGCCAGACUCGCAUCAUACGUAGAGCCUAUGAGCAGGAUAUUUACACGCAGAUGAUGGGGGAGGGCUACCAGCUGUGGGCCCAGCUGGAGAAGGAGGCCGGAGUGACGCUGUACAGACAAACUGGACUGUUAGUCAUGGGACCAGAAACCAGUGGGGAUUACCCACUGGUCAAGAACACCUUGUUGAAGAACAAGGUUUCCACGGUGAUUCUAAGCCGCGAUAACUUCCACGAGCACAUCCCCAACAUGGUUCUGUCUGAGGGCCACGGCGCCCUGCUGGAUGUAACCGGCGGCGUUCUGUUUGCAGACCGAGCCCUGAAGGCGGUUCAGGAUCAGUUUCAGAAGUUGGGUGGGGUCAUACGAGACAAUGAGAAGGUUUCAGAAAUCAAGCCUGGUCCUGUUGUCAAGGUGACGACCUCUGGAGGAGUUUAUCAAGCGAGAAAUGUGGUGAUCACUGCUGGACCCUGGACCAACAAGCUCCUGGCUCACACUGGUUUCCAGUUACCACUGGAGACUGUUAAGAUCAAUGUGUGCUACUGGAAAGAGAAGACUCCUGGGACUUACGGUGUGAAGCAGCGUUUUCCAUGCUUUGUGGUCACUGGGAGUUUGGAGAGCAAAGAACACAUCUAUGGCCUCCCGUCGAAUGAAUAUCCAGACUUGGUGAAGAUAUGCUACCACAUGGGCAGCAAGACUGACCCGGAUUACAGAGACCUGCAGACAGACACGUCUGACAUCGAUAUCCUUAAGCGAUACGUUUCCAGAUGCAUACCUGGCCUGGUUCCUGAGCCUGCUGUGGUGGAGAGCUGCAUGUAUACACUAACACCUGAUCGCCACUUUGUGUUGGAUUACCAUCCGAACUACAGCAACAUUGUCAUUGGAGCAGGAUUCUCAGGUCAUGGCUUCAAGUUCAGCCCAGUCAUUGGUAAGCUCCUGUGUGAGCUCAGCCUGGGAGAAGUGCCCUCCUUUGACCUUUCAUCUUUCAAAAUCAGGCGUUUCCAGUCACAGAUGAAAUCAGCUAUGUAGGAUCGAGUCUGGAUUAAUGAAGCCUUCCUCCAACUCUUUCAUUCAGUUUACAUGAUGUCACCAGUUUUAGAGCUCCUAAAGACGAGAUGUGUUUAACAGCCAGCCAUUUACACUACAUGAAUUUUCUGAUUUACUUUUCUUACUUUGUUUAGUGACUUCACUAUCUAAAGUUUAAACCUUACUAACCACCUGAAGAGGAUCUUAUUACAAAGCAAAAACACUUUCAGUCAAAUAAUUUCACAAGUGAAGUUGUUUUUCUCUUCCGAUUACUUUAAAAUUUUGUGACAUUCAGACCUUUCCAUUUUUAGUCUGACUUGAUAUACGAGAAUAAUAUUGUAUCUGAAUAAAACUUCUUCCAAGAGUAA
Molecule: messenger RNA, 1672 nt
Organism: Poecilia reticulata (guppy)
Lineage: Eukaryota; Metazoa; Chordata; Actinopteri; Cyprinodontiformes; Poeciliidae
Gene: pipox
Product: pipecolic acid oxidase
Cellular component (GO): peroxisome
Molecular function (GO): flavin adenine dinucleotide binding; L-pipecolate oxidase activity; sarcosine oxidase activity
Source: RefSeq, a predicted model, not a curated record